GUGGUGAAGUACCUCGCAGGCUGUGGGCUUCAGAGCUGUCCCCAGCUCCUGGCUAAGGGUUACCCUGACAUUGGCUGGAACCCCUGUGGCGGGGAGAAAUACCUGGACUUCCUCCGCUUCGCUGUCUUCGUCAAUGGUCUGUGUUCGUUGGCUUCAUGUAAUAGAAUACACUGCUGUUGGUAUUAUGUAUUUCUGUUUGUCUUUCAUCACUGAGCGUGGUUUGGCUCCAUGUCCCCCCGUAGGAGAGAGCGUAGAGGAGAAUGCCAAUGUGGUGGUGCGUCUUCUGAUCCGUCGGCCAGAGUGUUUUGGGCCGGCCCUGAGAGGAGAGGGUGGGAACGGCCUGCUGGCUGCUAUAGAGGAGGCCAUCAAGAUCUCUGAGGAUCCUGCCAGGGACGGCCCCACUGUCAAGAAAGACAGACGCUUCCCCGGCAUGUAAGAGCCAAACCACUUAGGGACUCUGCUGAUCGACUAUCUAGUCUUAACUGGUGUAGUAUAUUAGAACAUGUUCUCAUUUGAAAGGUUUUGGGCCUACAUUAAUAUGAGUUCUUCCUUUCUCCUGGUAGGUUCCCUGGUGGGGAGGAGCAGCAUGAGGAGAACAAGGUUCACCUGGGGAAUGCCAUCAUGUCCUUCUACUCAGCUCUCAUUGACUUGCUGGGACGCUGCGCUCCAGAGAUGCAUGUGAGUACUGAGUGUUGGAAAACCUUAAAGAGAGAAGCCAAGGCUUAUGGAAUGGAACUAGCUAGCUGCUGUGUUUCAGUCUAAGACGUUGCUAUUUGUUCUUCGUCCCCCAGUUGAUCCAGGCUGGGAAGGGUGAGGCACUGAGGAUCAGGGCCAUCCUGAGGUCCCUGGUGCCCAUAGAGGACCUGGUGGGAGUCAUCAGCCUGUCUGUUCAGAUCCCAGACUUUGGAAAGGGUGAGCCACAGGGGAAACCAUUUGGAUUCAAUUAACUCUGUUGUGUUGGCUCAAGGACAGUGAGUUUUGACGUCUUUGAUGAUGAAACAGAACUAAAAAUGGUUUUAGUUUAGUUUGAUCGUAAUAUGUUGCAUAUUAUAUCUCUAAUUAGUCAAGUGUUAAUAUGAUGUGAGUCCUAGCAUUAUUCUCCUCUUCAACUUCCCUCUGUCUUCUGUGAUGUCUAGAUAACAGCAUCAUUGAACCCAAGAUGUCUUCCAGUUUUGUGCCGGACCACAAGGCUCCCAUGGUGCUGUUCCUUGACAGAGUGUAUGGUAUUGACAACCAGGACUUCCUGCUCCAUGUGCUGGAGGUGGGCUUCCUGCCUGACAUGAGGGCAGCUGCUUCUCUGGACACGGUGAGUCAGCCUCUCUCGAUCUCACUGCUCAUAUACAUUACAUGAGGCAAUAACCUUCUCUUAUGUAGGAGUGAGACACUAAGCAUAUAUUGACUGUAAACAGAACUAACAAAAUGUGCUUAGGGCCCCCAAAAUGCUAGGGCCGGCUCUUACUGCAUGUGUGGGUAUGCAUGUGGCAGACCCGCAAUUUUUUUGUGGCCCCCACGCCUGUCAAAGUUGCCCAUCCCUGGUUUAAAUUGAUCUCUCCCAACUAGGCGGCUUUCUGCACCACAGAAAUGGCCCUGGCUCUGAACCGCUACCUCUCUCUAGCCGUGCUGCCCCUCAUCACCAAGUGUGCCUUCCUGUUCGCGGGCACAGACCACCGGGCCAUCAUGAUCGACUCCAUGCUGCACACCAUCUACCGUCUGUCCCGCGGACGAGCCUUCACUAAGGCCCAGAGAGAUGUCAUUGAGGAGUGUCUCAUGGCUUUGUGCAAGUGAGUUGGACUUACUAUGAGCUGUUAUCUAAAGUCUGUCUUUCUGCAUUGUGUCAGUAGAAUUGUCUCUAUCUCCUCUCUAAGUUAAUGUUAAUGACUCCUGGACAUGACAUGUUCUCUUCCCUAAACUGUUUGUACAGUAAACUUUUAGUGAGGUGUUUAACCAUGCUUGAUAAAUGUAUUGUACAUGCGCUUAUUUAUUUGCAUCUAUUUCUUAGAAAUCUACGGCCAUCCAUGUUACAACACCUGUUGAGAAGGCUGGUAUUUGAUGUACCAAUUCUCAAUGAAUAUGCCAAAAUGCCACUUAAGGUAUGGACAUGAUUUAAACGGUCAUUAGACAAUCAAACCUUUAUAGAAACAAAACAAAGGAAUGAACAUAGCCGUAUCAAGAUAAAUGUACUUAUCAUCCAGAUGUUAGGAUGCAUGAUUUCACUGAUUUCAUAAUGUUUUUUUGUUGGCUGCAGCUUUUGACCAAUCACUAUGAGCGUUGUUGGAAGUACUAUUGCCUGCCCAACGGCUGGGGCAACUUUGGACUGUCAUCAGAGGAGGAGCUGCAUCUCACCCGCAAACUCUUCUGGGGCAUCUUUGAGUCCUUGGCCCACAAGGUUACACUUUUACACUGAUCGAUCAGAGAAACCUUAGUCACCAGGAAAUGUUUGGCUCCAAUAAUAAAAAAUAAAAAAUAAACGUUGAUAGAUCAUUGUAGUAAUAUUUCACUAUGUCCUCUGUUUCUGGUUUCAGAAAUUUGACGCUGAGCUGUUCAAAAUUGCCAUGCCAUGCAUAUGUGCCAUUGCUGGGGCCAUCCCUCCAGAUUAUGUAGAUGCCAGCUACUCCUCCAAGACUGAGAAGAAAGCCUUGGUGGAUGCAGAGGGAAACUUUGAUCCCAAACCAGUGGAGACCACAAAGUGA
This is a messenger RNA of Coregonus sp. 'balchen', 2690 nucleotides long. The record is from the annotation of a GenBank genome assembly. NCBI's taxonomy places the organism in Eukaryota, Metazoa, Chordata, Actinopteri, Salmoniformes, Salmonidae.